GGGUGCAGGACGGAGGACCGGCGCUGGGGUAAGGCCGCCCGAAGGCAAGAGCGAGUACUCGACGGCGGUGUCUGAAGAGAGGAGCGUAUCUGACGAAACCUGCAGCAAGCAGUGGAAGAGUCUUUGAACCUUUCCCUCCCUGGGAGUCUUGGACUCUAAGUGCUCCUUCAGGAAAGCGUCUCAGAGCCGGAGGAGGAAGAGGGAGGGGAGAGAACGUAAAGCUGCAGCUGUUCCAGCGGACUUGUCCCGUCUUGUUGUCGGUGUGGGAAGCAAGAACGGCUCAAGGAAGUUGCCGUUUGUGGACUCUGUGAGACAGUAAGUCACGUGGGCUUAUAUGCAACUGCCUCGGCUUGGUUACAAAACAGUUUGUAGUUCUGAGGAGGCAGAGAACACCAGAACGGACAGGAGUUCUGAUGAGAGACAGCCUUCUUUGCUUCUGGAGAUUUUGAGAACCUUGUGUUGGUCCUUUUGGUGGCAGCCUGUUCGAUUUUGCGUUUCAUUGUAAACUGAGCUGAACACAGUUGAGUGUUUUUGAUUCCAUAAACAACUGUGUGGAGAGCCAGCUGGGCAAAGUGUGGCUUUUACAAAAACCCUGCUGCAUGCCUUUGCUUCUCCUCUUACAGAAAUGCUUUCUUUGAAGAAAUAUUUCACAGAGGGACUCAUCCAGUUCACCAUUCUCCUCAGCCUGAUCGGAGUGAGGGUGGACGUAGAUACCUACCUGAACUCUCACCUUCCCCCUCUGCGGGAGAUCUUUCUGGGCCAGAGCUCAGCUUACACUCAGACACAGUUCCACAACCUGCGCAAUACUUUAGACGGCUAUGUUAUCCAUCCCAAAAGUGUAGACCUGGACUACUAUUUCACAGCUCGCCGGCUUCUUAACCAGGUGAGGGCCCUGGACCGGUUCCAGGUGCCCACCACAGAAGUCAAUGCCUGGCUGGUACAUCGAGAUCCCGAAGGCUCCGUCUCCGGUGCUCAGCCCAGCACGGGCAUUGUCCUUGAGAAUGGUGGCGGCUUGCAAGACGGGACCGUCCCAGACAAUGUGGUGAGGGAAAGUGGAGCAGAGCAAGGCUUUGGCGAAGAGCUGGAAGACUUGGGCGCCGUGGCUCCUCCAAUGAAUGGAGAUCUAACCAAAGAGGACAUUGAUUUAAUUGACAUCCUGUGGAGACAGGAUAUCGACCUUGGAGCUGGGCGUGAGAUUUUUGACUACAGCCACCGCCAGAAGGAGAGCGACGUGGACAAAGAAGCCGGCAGCGGGCAGGAGUGCGGGGAUGGCUGGAGGAGCCGCAGGGGCGAGGAGGACGUUGCCGCCGACCGGGCCCUGCUAGUGGAUGGCGAGACGGGGGAGAGCUUCCCUGCACAGGUGCCUGGUGUGGAGGACCAGACAGCCUUGUCUUUGGAGGAGUGCCUUAGGCUGCUGGAGGCCACAUUUCCCUUUGGAGAGAAUUCGGAGUUUCCAGCUGCAGAUGCCCCCAGCCUGACCGAAGCUGUGCCUAGUGAGAGCGGGCCGUCCGUUGUUCCGAACGGGCUCCUGUCUCCUCUCCUGACCGAGACGGAGCUGCCCUUUGACCUGGAGCAGCAGUGGCAGGACCUCAUGUCUAUCAUGGAAACGCAGGGUAUGGAGGUCAACAGCACAGCGGCCACAGAGAACUUGUACAACAGCACAGGCGGAGACAUCCUGACAACCAAUUACAGCCUCCCACCUUCCACCCCCAUCAAUCAGAAUGUCAGCCUGCAUCAGGCGUCGCUGGGCAGCUGUGCCCAGGACUUCCCUUCCCUGUUCAGCUCGGAGAUCGAGAGCCCUUCGCUAGCCGGCAGCUCAGCCUUGUUGCAGCUGGUCCCCGACAACUCCACCGGCUUCAGCUCCACCUUCGGCUCGACCAACCUGAGUGGGAUCUUUUUCCCUUCUCAGUUGAACAGCACUGUAAACGACACAUCCGGGCCUGACCUUCCAGAUCCUCUCGGGGGGCUCCUAGACGAAGCCAUGCUGGAUGAGAUUAGCUUGAUGGACCUGGCUAUCGAAGAAGGCUUCAACCCGGUGCAGGCCUCCCGCCUGGAGGAGGAGUUCGAUUCCGACUCAGGGCUGUCUUUGGACUCAAGCCACAGCCCCGCUUCUCUCAGCAGCUCGGAAGCCUCUUCCUCAUCUUCUUCCGCUUCUUCCUCCUUUUCUGAGGAGGGUGCUGUGGGCUACAACUCGGACUCUGAAAACGUGGACUUUGAAGAGACAGAAGGGGCUGUCGGGUACCAGCCAGAGUACAGCAAGUUCUGUCGCAUGAGCUACCAGAACCCUUCCCAGCUCCAUUACCUGCCUUACCUGGAGCACGUGGGUCACAACCACACCUACAACAUGGCCCCCAGGACCCUAGAAACCGACGAGCCCGAACCAGUCAGCGUGGGGAGGAAGAGCGCCAAGGAGAAGCAGGCCGACUUCCUGGAUAAGCAGAUGAGCAGAGACGAGCACCGCGCCCGAGCCAUGAAGAUCCCGUUCCCCAACGAGAAGAUCAUCAACCUGCCCGUGGAAGAAUUCAACGAGCUCCUGUCCAAGUACCAGCUAAGCGAGGCCCAGCUGAGUCUCAUCCGGGACAUCCGGAGGCGGGGGAAGAACAAGAUGGCCGCCCAGAACUGUCGCAAGAGGAAGCUGGACACGAUCCUCAACCUGGAGAGGGACGUGGAGGAUCUGCAGAGGGACAAGUCCAAGCUGCUCAGGGAGAAGGUGGAAUUCCUCAGGUCUCUUCGCCAGAUGAAGCAGAAGGUGCAGAGCCUCUACCAGGAGGUCUUUGGCUGCCUGCGGGAUGAGAACGGCCAGCCCUACUCCCCCAAUCAGUACGCCCUCCAGUACGCCAGCAACGGCAGCAUGAUCCUAAUACCGCGCUCCCUGGCCGACCAGCAGGGCCGGCGGCAGGAGAGGAAACAGAAGGACCGGAGGAAGUGAGAGGUGGCGGCGAUCAGCAGGGGAGUUCAAAACUCACUGAAACUACGUCUCGAGAAGGGCUGAGCCCAGAAGAAGCUGAAGGAACUUUCAUGCCCUUCUUAUCCAAUAUAUCUUCUCAAAACCAUGAUAGCUGCCAGUCAGUGUAUAAGAGCAGACUGCAGGGCGGGGGGGCCGACGAGUCUGGAGGGUGCGGAAUGGCAAAGCAUGUGGGGAAAGACCUGUGUCCCCAGCAGCCUGGAACCCAUUGCAGAAUGUCGUGGGGGGUGGGGGAGAUCGCUGGCAUAACGCGUAUGUGGGAGGGGGGGUGAGUUGCCGUGGAGGGUAGAAAAGUUGAGUUGUUACAGCUGGGAUUUUUUUAAGGCGGGGGGGACGACAAGUUUUUUCUGGAAAGAUGAAGCAGGCUUAAGAGAGCUUUUUGUUUUUGGAAGAUAAAAGGCCAGGUACCUGGGUGGUUUUCCUUACCUGUUUUUCUGACAUCAGUUGGGUGCAAUUUAAAAACUCGAUUUUAUCCUGCAGUUAGCCAGCAUCCCUUCCUUAGUUCUGGGGGGGUGGGGGGGAGCAGCAGCUGGAAAAUGUUAACUUAAGUUUGGUUACGGGCUGUUUCCUUAUCCCUUUUGACUGUGGGAGAAAGUGAGACGCUUCUAUUCAAGGAACGAACCAGUACAGCCUUUUUUGGUGGCUUUUUAGCACCUGCCGUAAAUGUUGGAAGGCUGGGACAGGUUAACAGAACAGCUAAGACGAUGCCUCUUCCCAUUAAACACUCACCAAGCAUGUCACUGCCCACAGGGAGGAAUCGGCGGGGGUGCUGGGCCUACCCCCUCAAGACGCAUUAAGCUGAGAUGGCACACGUAAACUGCAUGCUCCAGUAUGCCAUCUUUCCCACAGGUUGGCUUGAAGAAACUGCUUGGGGGGGGGGGGGGAGUAGGUGUGAACCCUGGCUUCUUCAGCUGGGUGGAAUGUCAUCACUGUUUGGUCUACAGCACAAAUGGGUUUGGUUUCCCCUAAACUGGGCUUCUGGCACAGAGGAAAUUGCCCCCUCAGUGGCGAGCGCCUUUCUCCAAGGGUAGUUGGAUUUUAGUGAACGGUUUUAGAGCAAUGUCUUCUCUCCCCACCCUUUCGCACUAUAGACUGAUCUUGUAGCAUACAUGUAGGAAAAGCAAGGGAAAAAUGCAGUCUCCCCGUCCUGGAUGAUCAAGGCUGCUGAAAAUCCUUUUUUUUUUUGCCACGAGACACUGUGUGCUACAGCUGGCUUCCCUUGGGUUUUUUUGGGGAGGGGUGUCAUUCUGACCACCUCUCCCCCUCUUUUUUAAAAGAAUAAGGCAAAGGGUGAGGGGUAGUGCCUUGAACACGGCUGGCCUCAAGCUUUGAGGCAGUCCUCGAAGCUGUUAAAACUUGCAGUAUAGCACAGCUGGUAGUAUUACUGACCUUACCAGCACCUGAGGAGCUGAAUGACUUUGGGUUUCCCCCCCAGCUAGUCAGUCCUGUGUAUGUGAUGGCGUGUGAGGGUGUAGCACUGAGAUGAACACCCUCCAGAGGACUUGGGAGGAGUUUAUGAUGUGCUGUUUGUAUGGUCAAAGGGGCAAAUAUGGCUUGGCCACCUGGGGUUCCCUAUGAUCUUGCCUUCUUAAGGCUGAGGUUUUGAAGGGAGAGAGCAUGGGGGAGGUGUGACAGUUGACCCUCUCGUGCCCGCAAGGUGUGUGACAGCAUGAAAACUUGAAGCACAAAAUGUGUCAAAGCUGUGGCUGGGGUUUGCUGGGUGCUACGGAUGGAGCCCUGAUGUGUGCAUGUGUUAAUUUAUUUUUUUUCUCCUUUUAGAGAUUUUUAUUUUGAAUGGUUUCUGUGAUCUGUUGGGGGAGAGGAGAGAGUGAGCAAGCACAGGAUGAAAAAAAUUAAAAAGGCUUCACUAUUUGAGCAUCAUUGUGUGUGGUCUUUUUUUUUUUAACGGAACAGCCCUGCAAGCUAGAAAGCAAUAUGUCUGCUUGUUGACCUACUCCCUGCAACUUCUCCAUCUCCAUUGCUUUAGCUUGCCAGAACUUAGUUCUUAGUCUAGACUCCACAGUGGUCACAAGACUUCAGUAAUCACUUAGGUGUUAGCUGUAAUGAAUAAGACUGCUUUGUAACUCUACCCCUACUUUCUGGGAGCACAGAGGCAACAGCCCUGG
This is a messenger RNA of Gekko japonicus, 5091 nucleotides long. RefSeq names its product nuclear factor, erythroid 2 like 1 (gene NFE2L1). Gene Ontology annotation, cellular component: nucleus. Gene Ontology annotation, molecular function: DNA-binding transcription factor activity, RNA polymerase II-specific; RNA polymerase II cis-regulatory region sequence-specific DNA binding. The record is from RefSeq and is a predicted model, not a curated record. Gene Ontology annotation, biological process: regulation of transcription by RNA polymerase II. The transcript has 6 exons. The coding region runs from base 626 to 2929 and encodes 767 amino acids. Lineage: Eukaryota; Metazoa; Chordata; Lepidosauria; Squamata; Gekkonidae.